CUCUGCAGCCUCACCGAAUCUCUGUUACUGAGGGUUCCAGUGCCCUGCUGUUUGUUUGUUUUUUUUAUGUGACGGUACUGCUUAUUUUUCACUAGACAUGAACGAAAACCGCCAACAAUACACCUGUCCACCACGAUCACGGAAGGGAAACCGGAAACCGAGACGCAGGGCAUGCGACUCUUGCUGUAUGAAAAAGAUCAAAUGUGAUGCAGUUCUCCCUCAGUGCAAUUGGUGCGAGCAUCAUAAUCUCGCUUGCACCUACAAUCGACUCCGAGGACAGAUGAACACGAGGCUUGACAAAAGGCGUAGUGCAUCUAAGCCACUUGGUGAACCAAUUCUCCAAAGUUCUGAUACCAUACGGUAUCUGAGACCAGGGAAUGCAUUCUUGAACAAUAUCACCUCCCUCGGGGGUACCAUAUAUUCUCAGACCAAGGCCGAAGAUGGGUAGAAUCUCAGCUUGGAGAAAAAGUCAAUUUUGAUAAAGUAUUUUCUCUCGAACUUCACGGACUAAAGCCGUCUGAUUCGCAUACGAAUCCCGAUGGCUCUUUUCUUCGGCGCCCUGAACUUCCGGGCAGAGCGAGUGUGGAAAGGUAUAUCGAGGUCUAUAGCUCAUCCUUCCCAAGUCGCGUUUUCCCCGUGAUUAGCCGGUCAAUGUUCGGGAAAACACUGGACCUCGCCUAUAAUCCCCUGCAAGUCGCAGGUUCCGCUAGUUCCAAAGCGUGCGUGUAUGCGUUUCUCUCUCUCAUAUCAUUGUUUGGCUUCGACAAUAAUACGCAUGGAAGUAUGGAUUGCCAGACCUAUGCCUCGAUGGUGUACGACUUCACGACGGCAGUAAUCCAGGAGUCAACGGUAGAUGGCCUCCAGUCAUUGAUCAUGCUGGUGCAACACCAAUACUUCAUAGGCGAUCUCCUUUCCGCAGCUGCAACAUUAUCGAUCGCCACGCGUCUUUUGUAUACGCUUGGGGCCCAUACGUUGUAUGCCGGCGAGCCCUCGAACACUUCUUCAUCCACAUACAACAAAGGCAACUUGAGAUGCCACCUGCGGGAUCUAUUUUGGCUUUGUUACUCUUUCGAUAAAGAUUUAUGUCUCAGAAUUGGUCAACCGCCCUGUAUACUUGACACACAUUGCGAUCUCACUCUGCCUUGCGACUAUGUGCGGCUACAUAACAUCAACUUACGCGGAAAUAUGUCACAGGUAGAUGAUGAGACCAUUCCACUUUUUCCCUGGGACCUCCGUCUCUCGUUGCUGAAAUCGAAGGUGUACGAGAGAUUAUACAGCGCUCAUUCUUUUCGGCAGUCCGAAUCAGAAUUCUUAUCAAGCAUCCGCAGCCUUGACGAAUCACUAGAGCAAUGGAGGCGAUCUCUUCCAGAGGAGCUCCGUCCGACCUUAUACGUUUCCCAGGAGACAUCUGUGGCCGCCAACUUGAACACGUCAGCAGUGAUGUUGAGACUUGCGUACUAUCAUUGCGUGGCAGUAAUCCACCAAGCCAGCAGCAAAUUUCAAGAUCCCACAACCGAUAUUCCGGGGCCAAGGCUCGACAACAUCACUUCCAGUACAAGUCUUUCCACUGCUGCGAGCCGUUCAACACUGUCUUUUCUUCAUAAAGUGUUAUACGUCGUGCACCCCGAGUGCGUGUGGUAUGGGUACCGACCCUUAAUAUUCAGCGACUAUUCAUAA
Messenger RNA from Penicillium canescens, 1677 nucleotides. Its product is annotated as fungal specific transcription factor domain-containing protein. NCBI's taxonomy places the organism in Eukaryota, Fungi, Ascomycota, Eurotiomycetes, Eurotiales, Aspergillaceae. The record is from RefSeq and is a predicted model, not a curated record. The coding region runs from base 652 to 1677 and encodes 341 amino acids. Gene Ontology annotation, molecular function: DNA binding; zinc ion binding. Gene Ontology annotation, biological process: DNA-templated transcription. The transcript has 4 exons.